Messenger RNA from Ornithodoros turicata, 580 nucleotides. RefSeq names its product proteasome maturation protein-like (gene Pomp). NCBI's taxonomy places the organism in Eukaryota, Metazoa, Arthropoda, Arachnida, Ixodida, Argasidae. The record is from RefSeq and is a predicted model, not a curated record. The coding region runs from base 108 to 530 and encodes 140 amino acids. Gene Ontology annotation, biological process: proteasome assembly. The transcript has 6 exons. Gene Ontology annotation, cellular component: cytoplasm; nucleus.
GAUUGCGUCGUUUUCGGUUUCGAAAUCCGGUUCGAGCACUGUAGAGGACGCUGCGACCGCGAGCAGCCAUUAUUUGAAGAAAGGUGCUUGAUCACCGUUUGUUCACGAUGGCCCUUCCAAGUUUAAGAACGAAUGCCUUCGGAAGCAAACAGGCUGUACAGGAAACGGGAGCGUACGGAAUGCAAGACGUUAUGGUUAAUGGGUUCACAUGCGUGAAGAAUAGCCUGGCAGCAGUUCAUCCCUUGGAAGAGUCUGAGCGUCAGUACAACUCCAAUGUUGAGAAGAUGCAGUUCUCAACGAGCAGGUCGAUUCAAGGACUCCACGCUCCCAUCAAGCUAGCAGCCGAAAGAAAUGCUGCAAGACAGAUCGGAAGGCUUCCAUCUUUGCCGAGCUCAAACCUGAUGUUGGAGGUGCUAGAAGGAAAUGAUGAAACGAUAAAUUUUGAGGACAUCUACAAUGACCCCAUGGAAAUGGUCGAAGUACUCCGACCACCGCAGUUCGUCAUGGAAAAGCACCUUAGACUGUCUUGAACUUAAUGCGGGACAAAGUGCACCAAAUAAACCAGCUUUUUGGAACAUCA